UACCAAGCCCAUUCCUUUUUUCUCUCUCUACGGCAGGCCCAUUUUUAGAGCUUCCGUCCUCUCUCUCUUGUUUGUUGCUCCGCUCCGCUGUCCACUUACUCGUCUCCGUAAUUAUGGUAUCCGGUUUGAUAAAUGCAAAUCCUGUUGUGUACGAGAAGAAAGAGCGGCGGCUUCGUAACUUAGCAACUCUACCUGAUGAAUACGCGGUGGAACCUAUUGACCAGCAAGAAAUUUUUGAUCAUAUUAGAGAUAUAAAGGAUCCAGAGCAUCCCUACUCUUUAGAAGAGCUUAAAGUAAUAACUGAAGAUGCCAUUGAAGUAGACCAUGAGCGUAGUUAUGUUAGGGUCACAUUUACUCCUACUGUUGAACAUUGUAGUAUGGCUACAGUCAUUGGUCUUUGCUUGAGAGUCAAACUUAUGAGGAGUCUCCCUUCUCGCUACAAGAUGGAUAUAAGGGUUGCACCAGGAACUCAUGCAACUGAAGCUGCAGGGCCCAACCUUAAGCAUCAACUGUUGGAAAACGUGAAAAUACGCACUUCAGCAAAGAAGAAAAAGACCAAUGAGAUGGAUGAAUUGAUUUCGGCUGAAUCAAUUAUUAAUGUUGCCAUAUUAUUGGGUGAUAACAUAAGAGAUGUUGGAAGAGAUUUGGGCAAGAGUAUUGGGAUUGAAACGACGAAAAGCUCAAGAGUUAAAUGGGGCAUUAGUUGAGUUGGAGGGAUUGAUAGAGGAUGAAAGGGAUAGUGUUUUUCAGUCUUGUGCCUUAUCAAAGAGUUGGAUGAAUGGCAAGGUUCUCGCCAACCAUUGACAACGGAAAUUACAGAAACCCACGUGCGAUUUUGUUGGCAAAUUAAGAUAUCCUGAAACUUUCUUUUGUGUUUGACAAAUUAGCAUAAUCAUGGCAAGUUCCAUGUAAACUUGAUCUUAAAUUAAAAUACAUUUAACAUUAGGGGCAGCUUAGUACAUGGGAAAGAACUUUGUUGGGACUAUGACUAGGAUAUAAAGUCCUAAAUUAAUUGUAAGCAUUUCAUUUUUACUAAAACGUUGAAUUUUAAUUCAGUA
Molecule: messenger RNA, 1058 nt
Organism: Theobroma cacao (cacao)
Lineage: Eukaryota; Viridiplantae; Streptophyta; Magnoliopsida; Malvales; Malvaceae
Source: RefSeq, a predicted model, not a curated record